Messenger RNA from Rhopilema esculentum, 4774 nucleotides. The record is from RefSeq and is a predicted model, not a curated record. NCBI's taxonomy places the organism in Eukaryota, Metazoa, Cnidaria, Scyphozoa, Rhizostomeae, Rhizostomatidae.
UCUAAAGACGCCAUUUGUUCUCAAAAUCAAGUUGUCUGUUUGUCUCUUUUCACUUUUUAUCUCUUGGUGGAAGAGACCAAUCGCAUUGUAUCGCUUUUUUCUCAGAGUAUUUUGCUACGACUUGUAAAACUCAUUCGUGCAUAGUUGGCUGAAAAAAGCACACUCCUUUAAGUUAAAAUCUUCAAGCUUUUGAAUCUGGUGGCUAUCGAUUUCUGACGUAUUUGAGCAAAAUUUCAUGGUACACCUCCAAAUAAUUCAUAAAAAAUUUUCGACAAUUUGUGACAACACAAACAAGCCUCUAUUUCUUCAAUUUUUGGAGUUAAAGCAUUUUCAUAUUAAAAUAAGCAUGAUAAACGUCUUAUUGUAAAAAGUAUCCUUAUAAGAUUGUAUGUAUCCUUUUAUAAUAAGACAUUUCAACGAAAGUAAUUGGAAAUAGGAUCUCUCAUGGCUAUUUUUUAUAUCUUUGAAAAGAGAAAAACCCAGUGUUAUGUCGAAAUUCUUGCAACUUUUGCCAACGAAGCGAAAGCAAAGUCCUAAAAUUCAGAAGCUUUGAAAGAAGUGUUGUAAACUAAACUGCUCCAUUUAAAGUAAAGCGUUCAAGAUAUCGGACAGCGUUUUUGCUGAUAAUGUCUUUAUUUGAUAAAAUCGAUAACAGCGAUAAGGCUACUUGACAACCCAAAACGACCCUUUGAUAGAAACUGGAUCAUUCCCUUUUUGUAACGCAUGAACAAAAUGUAACGAUGGUAGCAUCUAGUCAGUUUUACGUGUAGUAAAAUGUAGUUCAUGAUGAUAUUGAUAUGGCAUCUGCUUUUGACGUAAGUUGGUGUAACAGUACUGAGCGUAACAGGGAAGUUCUCGAUUUAUCAAUAUUUGACUAUAAAUUGCAACCUAUUUUACUUGCAGGCAUAUUUUUACUUGGCUUUGCACUCACAGGCACAAAAUAUUAUUAAUGAGCCCUGAUAAGCAGGUCCGUACCCUGCCAGCUAAAUUUUGGUACGGUUUUCUUUGCUAGCUUGAAAGAAAUCCCUUCAAUGGGAGUUUCUUACUUAGAACAAUUUGAUUACGUUAUUUAUCAUUUGCAUUACCGAUGGCUUCUGAAAAGCUUUUAAAAUCUUUGAUGAUUAUUUAUGUAUGAACGCGAUAUAGGAGAUGUUUCAUCUUUCGUAAAACAAAUCUUUAAAAUCUCGUAUUUUAUCGUGUUUUUUAUAUUUUCAAAUCUCGCAUCUCUUUUCUAAAAGCAUAUUUCUCAUUAAUGUAUUCUGGUGAGUGUUUGUUGAUUCUGUGAUGAGAUAAACCAUAAACCAUUUUUUCCAAAAACAAAAUCAUCAUUUCUGCCCUGUGAAUCGCAAUAGCCACGCAGUGAAUCGUAAUCAAAGUACCACCUGUUGUAGGUUCAGUUGCAUAACUUACCAUCUAGCUAUCACGUUUUGUGUGGCUUCGAUUCCAAUCAUUUCAAUACAUUCUCCUGUGGAUAUCAGUUCGGACAUUGCUGCUUGCUUCUGGCCUAUAAUCCUGUGUCGUUGAAUUGCCAGGCUAAUCAUGCUGCAAGAAAAUAAUUUAGUCAACUUUACAGACGAAUAUGCAAACAAACCAGGGCAGUCGUUCCAUUCUAACCCACAAGACCGUGCUGUCUUGAAAAUGAUGACAAAUGUUCGAUCGACAAUGGCAUCAGGAAGUAACGCGUUCAAAUGUGGUAAGCUACAGAUGUGUGCAACUCUUUACAAGAAUACCAUCAAGAUAGCGCUCCGGGACAAAAAACUCACCAGAAUGCCCCAGCAUCUAGUAGAAGAGCUGGAAAAUGGAUUGACGACCAGUUCAGAGUGCGAAAAUCAGAGUGAUGCAGUUUGGAAUCUGCGUCAUGCCUUGGACGUGGUGUAUGACGAGUAUGUUGAUAUGUACUGCGGAGUAAAAGAUGCCAAGUUCAAUCCAAUACAUCUUGCUAUCAGUAAUGCCAUAAGCCUGGGUAUGGUUUUGCGUGGUGACAAACGUGAAGAGCAUCAGCGGGACUUAUACCACAAGUUAGCAAAAGACAUCCUGGGCGUAGCAACCUUGUCCAACGAGUCAAAAUCCAUGGUCAAAAGUGCGUUAGAAGUUGACGGGGAUGAAGACAAGCGAGGGACACAAGUAUUUGCCUUGAGGAAAGCCCUCGAUUAUGUUUACGAUGAGGUUCGACUGCCCGAAAUGCACAAGAAGCUUCUUGAAUCUACGCCUGUAGAUGAAGUUAAAAAGAAGGAAGAGUUUCUGCUUGACUUCACGAAAAAGAACGAAACAUUGAUGACAUUUACACCCAAAAUACUGAACGACACAGUGAUGGGGGGAAAGAGCAGUUCAGAACUGAAGCUUAAAGAUGAUGUGGCAGAAUUUUGUGGCUCUGUAUCCACAGAAAGUAGUGGUGGCUUUGCUAGCAUCAAGUUCCACCCUAGCAAUGUGGAAAAGCUCAGGGAUGCCCUUAAAAGCUGUGCUGGAUUUACGGUUGUGGCCAAAAAUCUAGCUGAGAAGGUUCAGCGUUUCAAAUUCCAGCUUGUUUCUGUCAAGAAGAUGCGUGCUUUCAACUAUCAAUCUGAGAUCAUGUUGCCUCCAACUUCUGAAUUUGUGCCAGUUUUUCUGCAUAUAUCUACAUUCUGGCCAACAAUGUUUGGUCAUGUGUUGGCCGAUCAAGGAAAGGUUGACACGACAGCUGUGGAUGCCAUUGGAUUUCUCGUUAGCAAAUUGUGUGAUGAUGGGAAACCAAAUCCGGACUUCAAUGAAGGUGAUUUCUCUAUAGCUAUAGAAUCUGUAAAAAUAGUAUAUUGAGACUGUAUCUCUAAUGAAAGCAUACUGACUUUGCAGCUGGCCCUUAAAAGUGAUAUAGAUCUAAGAAAUUAGUUGCUUUUUGUUAGAAUUUUUGGUUUGAUAUGCUAUGUAUCGUGUAAAUUUUUUUAAGAGCUUCCAGCGGUCAUGUUUGCGCUUCUUUUUCUGCUUAAUGUUAUAAAAAAUUAGGCACAGUUUAUCGGCUUUAAGAUUUCGUGCUUAAGCAAAAUAUUCGGUAGCUAGGGCAUAAGGUUUUUUAAGACACUAUAAACCUUUCUGAGACUGAAUAUAAAUUAAUUUGAAAAAUUGGAUUCCCAGUACAAAGGUUUUUGAGUCACGUUUUUUUCUCAGAUUUCUUUCUUAGCUUAAUACUUUUCCUGUCGAUUUAAGUCUAUUGAUCAAACCUUAACUGUUCUCUUCGAAAUUCAUGUGAGUUUUCAUUGCAAACUGUUUGUUCUUAUUGAAAUGUGGUUCUAAUUGGAGCCGGUUAUAAACUGAUUUUUAUAAUGUGCAGUCAUGUGACAGCUUCCUCCAGGCCCGAGGCAGGUAGCUUAUCUAGGUGAGGCUAUUGAUGACGUCAUCAAAAAUAAGUUAUAAUCCCGGCCACAGUAACUGAAAUAUAUUCAAUUUUGAUAUAGCUUAUCCAAACAUUGCAAGAAGGCUCAUCCUCACUUUUCUGCCCCCCCCCCCUCUGCUUAAAGUUCGAAGCAAUGGGGCCCCUCUUCUUCGGUUUGAAUAUUUCAUGUGUAUAUAUAUGUAUGAUCCAAAAAACAGCUACAAAUGUUGGUAUUGUAGAUGCUCAUUUUUGGUAUGUAAUUAUUUUUUUCCUCGCGCAUAUGGAAGCUUAACCUGCGGCUAAAUUUAACAAUUCACAUAUAUAUUGAUUUGAUUUAUUUAUAAAUGUAUUUGCCAUGAAUAGUAAAAACCUGCGUAUAAGAACCUACAUUUUUUUCAUUUUAGCACAGAUAUGUUCUUAGUCAAUGAGUACCUUUUAUUUUUUGUCUAUUUGCAUUUUACAGUUGUUUUAAUGACAGCAUUUUGCAACUUCAAAUCCUGUGUAAAUUGUUUGUACUAUUGAUGGCCACACUGAGAAAUCCUAAUUGGAGGAGACUCGGCGAACUCCGAUUUGAGUUCUUCGAGCCUCCUUGUAGCAUCGAGUUGGAAUAGCCAAUAGGAAUACAUCUCUAAUCAGAACGUAAUAACUGUGCUCUGCACAGCGAGCCUCGAUGCGGAGAGGAGGCGAUGAAAAGUAGAAAGUUAAACCAUUCUGAGUUAUUCAAAUAAGAACCUUUUCUGGAACUCAGGGUCAACAUGCUUGUUAAAGUGGUCCAAAGUACCUUUGUUAGUCUUUUGUCUCAUUAUAUAAACUAAAUUAUUUGGUUGAUGAGUAAAUAAGAUGUUGACGUAACCCCCCUCUUCUCACUAUAAUGAUUUAUCUUGCAUUCUGUGAGCGUGAAAUCUUCCAGUUGUACUAAGACUCGACAUUGUUAGUACAAUCUUUCGUUUAUUGAAUUUGUCAUAAUGCUGUUCAUUUUGACGUUACUUAUUUCAAAUUUUAUGUUUGAUAUGUAAGAUUAUGUAAAUUUUUUAUGUUCAAGUUGAAUUUGUUCUUCUUGGAGCUUAUAAUCAAUUAAUUUCAUUCAUGUUAAUUAUGGUGGAUUCUUUAGAUUUAAUGCGAAUGUUUUAUUUUGAUUAUGGGUCAUUCAAUUCUAUAGAUCUAUUUGGAAAAAUGGUUCUUACGUGCGGUUUUUAGUAUAUUCUUCAUUUUGAUUUUUUGCUAAUAAUGCUAUUGUAUAAUUGUAAAACAACUUUAGACUGUUGAUAACAGAGUUGUAUUAUUAUUCAAGCCGAAAGAAUGUAUGUUCUCGUAACAUCUUUGUACAAUAACUUUCCCAUGUAUCGCUGCUCUUAUGAUGAAAAUACUUGCUAGGACUGCUUAAACGUGAUGUCAAAAUGUCAGAUUCUAACAUCAAUAAACCUGUCA